UCUCUAACACUCUCCUGUAAGCGUAGUCUGGGAACCAUGCCAGCUGGCGUGUGUGUUUUUUGAAUGAAUACCUGAUGAAGUUGGUGGAGGAAGGCGGGGGAGGAACCACUCGUGUGUGUGUGUGUGUGGUGUGUGGUGUGUGUGUGUUUGUGUAGUAGGGCAGAUCUCUUGCUCGCACUCCCAGGCCCUUGCAUAACACACGUUGGAACGCUGCAUGCAGGACUCCCUCCCUCUGUGUGUGUGUGUGUGUGAGUGUGUGUGUGUUUAGGGCAGACAGGGAACUUCCUGCUUGCUGCCAGGCUGUAAGUCAGGAGAGGAGAGCAGGCAGACAGAGUAGGGGACGUGGUGCAUGCAUACAUGAAUACACACACACACACACGCUCGCACCAAACAAGGGAGCAGUGUGGGAUUUUUCCACCAGGUUCCAGAGAUAGAGGGCAGAGAGAAAGGCAGAGAUAGAGUUGGCCCCCCGGGUGUUUUGUACGGGACGCGUUUGAGAGAGGUUGGGAGAGGGGAAGGGAGGGAGAGGAGGAGGAGGUUGCGAAGAGAGGUGGCUCAUAGUAUGCAGUGUGAUUGGGCUGCUCUGGACUCACUGGUUCCUGCUGCGCUCCAGGAGGCUUGUGCUCAGAGGGAAAUGAUUCCACAUGAAGUGUGCGCCCGGUGCUUCCUCUCCUCCUCCUCCUCUUCCUCCUCCUUCAUCUCGGCCUGCCGGCGUCACGCGCUCCUCCUCCUCCUCCCCCUGAGAGCCCCGUCCUCUGACAGACGCUGAGGCCACGACAGGACACGCCUCCAUCCCUCCCCCCCCCACCCCCAACCUCCACCCCGUUCCAUCCCUCCGGCCCUCCGUCUCUUUAUCCCCCUGCCCAGGGAAACCGGUCGGCUCUUUACCCUAAACCCCCGCCCCCGCUCCCCCCCCCCCCCCCAUCCCCCCCCCCACUCCCGGCAAGCCUCCUUUCGACUGAGGGAGAUAAAGAGAAAGGAAGAGAGAGGGGGUGGAAAGAAAGGAAGAGACAUAGAUAAGUGGGACAGGAAAAUUCUGUCCAUUUGAGGGAGAGAGAUAAAGACAGAGUGAGACAGAGAGCGAGAGAGAAAGAGAAAGGAAAAGAGAAAGGAUAUAUAGAGUAACGAAAAGAAAAAGAAAAAAGUUACGUUUGAAAGUCUGGGAAAGUCAGAAAGUAUUGUGUGUGUGAACAAUCUGAUAUACAGAGUGAGAGAGAGAGAGAGAGAGAGAGAGAGAGAGAGAGAGAGAGAGAGAGAGAGAGAGAGAGAGAGAGAGAGAGAGAGAGAGAGAAAGAGAGGGAGGUGAAGCUCCAGCGAGACAGACUCAGCAGGCGUGUAGACAGACAAAACCAGAGAGUCCACACAGGAUGAAGUCCAACCAGGAGCGCAGCAACGAAUGUCUGCCGCCCAAGAAAAGAGACCUGGCCUGCACCUUGCCCUCCGAGGAGCAGCGCCCCCUAGUGUCAGCGCCCGGCUGCGACAGCCAGCGCAGCGAGAACCUGGCCUGGUUCGCCAGCGUGGCUAGCGGACACAACAGCAGGCACGAGGGCGAAGGGCCGCGAGCCGGCGAAUCGGACGGCCCCCUGUACAAGCCGCUGGUGUCGGCCCUGACGGACGCCUCGUCGUCGUCCCGGGCGGCCGUCUCCUCGCUGUCGACCGUCUACACCUCGCCGCUCUCCCAGCACGGGGGCGGGACUAUACACUACACGCACCUGCCGUCCAGCCUGCAGUUCGUGACCCCGCCCUACGCCCCCGCGGCCCACGGCCCGUACGCCGGCUACGUCUCCUCUCAGCUCCUCCCCCCGCCGCCGCCGCCGCCCCCGCCCUUCGCCCCCGCGCCCUCCUCCCACAGACUGUCCGAGUCGCCCUCGUACCCCUCCUCCGCCCUCUCCUCCAAGAUGGACCAGGCCCGCUCCGCCGGCCGGGGCGCCUCCGACCCCCCGGGCGCCCAGCAGUACGUCCAGGUCUCCGGCUCGCCCCUCAGCGUGACCCCGCGGAGCGCCCCCUCGACCCACGGGGGGCCCGUGCCCCUGCACCCCCACCACACGCUGGCCCUGAGCGGGCAGAUGCUGGUGCAGUACGCCGACGGCACCCCCAGGAAGGAGGAGGGGCUCUCCAGACCCCGGGAGCUGCUCAACGGGGAUCUGGACAAGGGCGCCCGGCGGUUUGAAUCGGGCAAACUGGGAAGUAAAGGCAACUCCACCUCCUCCUCCUCGUCCUCCUCCUCGCCCUCCCCCCACUUCCACCCGCAGAGCACCCAUCACUACGAGGCCCGGCACAUCGUCCUGCCCUCGGACUUCACCACCCAGGAUCCCUCAGGGCUACGGACCUCUCUGAUGCUGGUGCCCAACAGUCACGCGGCCGAGGACCACCACCAUCACCCCCACCACCUCCACCACCACCCCCAUCACCACGCCGCCGGGAGCCCCGACAAGCUGCCCUCCCACCCAGAGAAGGGAGGCAUCGUGCUGGGCAAGCCCGUCACCCGGGCCCCCCCCUCCUCCUCCUCCUCCUUCACGUUCCCCCCUCCGCUGAGCGUGGAGAGCCUGAAGGCGGCGGUGGGCACGCUGUCGCCCCACACCGUAAUCCAGACCACCCACAGCGCCACCGAACCCCUCUCCAUGGGCCUCCCGUCGACCCAUUUCUACCCUCAGCCGUCGAUCAUCGGCUACAUCGCCAGCGGGGGCGGCGGCGGCGGCCAGCAGCAGCCGAUGGGCUACCACACCGGCCUGGGCCAGCACCUCCUCAUCCCCGGGGCCCAGCCUGUCAUCAUCCCCGUCAGCGGGGGCGGAGUGGCCAGCCUGGAGGCAGCGGCGGCGGCAGCGGGGGGCCACACGGGGGCCGUGUCCUCCACCACCUUCCCCGGCCACACGUACGUCGCCGCCGCUAACCCCGCCCCCAAGGGCGAGCCCUUCGAGGGCGCCGCCCCGCACUUUGCUCACCCGGCGGCCGUCGUCCAGGCCCAGCUCCACCUCCCCGUGGUCCCCGCCCCCCCGGGCCUUCUGGCCACGCCUCCGGCGGCGGCCCCCCCGCCCUCGCUGCCCCCCUACUUCGUCAAGGGCUCCAUCAUCCAGCUGGCGGACGGGGAGCUGAGGCGGGUGGAGGACCUGAAGACGGAGGACUUCAUCCAGAGCGCCGAGAUCAGCAGCGAGCUGAAGAUCGACUCGUCCACCGUGGAGCGCAUCGACGGCAGCCCCACGCCCAACUUUGCCGUCGUCCAGUUCUCCGUCGGGGAACACCGCGCUCAGGUGAGUGUGGAGGUCUUAGCGGAGUACCCCUUCUUCGUGUUCGGCCAGGGCUGGUCGUCGUGCUGCCCCGACCGGACUACCCAGCUCCUGGAGCUGCCCUGCACCAAGCUGUCGGUGGGCGACGUGUGCAUCUCCCUCACCCUGCGCAACCUGAGGAACGGCUCCCUGAAGAAGGCCCAGUCCCUGGAGCUCCACGCCCAGGUCACCACGGCCGCCCGCAGCCCCGGUCACGGACAGCUCAAGGCCCUCAAGUCCGAAGCCCCUCGCGGCGGAGGUGCCGGGGGUGACGGUGGUUGGACCAGACAUAGGGGGGAGCGGGAGAACGGCGUCAGCCAGCAGAGGUCGGCGGGGAGCGGCGGGGUUCCAGUUCACUCGGAGAACGGGGAACUGAGGACCGGGGAGGAGGGGCUCCCACCCAAAGGCAAGUCGGAGGCUGGCGCCAAACCAGGGGGGCGUAAGCGGCGGUGGUCGGCCCCCGAGGGCCGCAAGGUGGAGAGGACGGAAGAGGAGCCCCCCUUGACACUCCCCAAGCCUUCCUUCAUUACCCAGGAGGUCAAGAUCUGCAUCGAAGGAAGGUCAAACAUAGGCAAGUGAAGCCUCCAGUCGCGGACUGUUCACUAACCAAUGGGUCCGGAGAAACUAACGAAAAGUCAAGGAAGAAUGCAGAAAUAAUGUUUCUUUUGAAGUUUGAUUCGAUUUUCUUUUUCGAUCUGGAAAACUGUACUGUCACCAAUUGACCCUACAUGUUAUCACCUUCAAUUGAGGCAAUGUAGUUAUAACACCGUGUAAUAUGUUUGGUGAGACACAAGCAAUCGGUCGCCAUUACUUUGGGUUCCACAAAUACUGGGCAAGGUUUUUAUUUUUGUGAUGUGUGGUCCAUGUUUUGUUGGUGUGUGUGUCUGUGGAGGGGCAUAAUUGGCAUUGCUUAAUAACUCACAGGUCAAAGAAGUGUGUUAAUGGGGUUACGGGGUAAUUCAAGUUCUUCCUGUCUGUGAUGUAACCUCCCAUGAAGCCACAGGCAGGACGUGUGGAAGAACUCUCAUUGCUGCCUGUUGCCAUGGUCGCAAUGAGUAGAUAAAUAAUGUCAACCAGACCUGAGUCCACUUAUGUAUAGAUGUACAGAGGAAUAUGAUUCAAUUACCUGAAUCUCCUUGUCAGAAAUUGAACAUCAAACAGAGCCAAAAUAGUGGGAAAGAUAUUGUUUUUUGGACGUCCCUAGGUGGAUAAAACCAGACCUGUGAUGUCAUCAAGCAGCGCCAAAGUGCCGCGAAAGAACAGAAGAGAGAGCUAGAAUUCGACAACUUCCUUUUUCCUUUUAGUUGGCUGACAGUGGAGUCCUUCAUGUUAUUCUUGAAACUUUAUUUGAAUUCAUUUUUCUUUUUUCUGUGCCUGUCAAUUUUCCCCCACUCACUUUUGAACCUCCCCUGUCUUGUCAGAUGGGAGGAUAUUAUUUGUGUUUUCGAUGUUUGUCUAAUACCGUAUCAGGGGUUAAUUAGCUAGGUUUUAGGUUAAACUAGGGUUGGGUGUGUGUUAUAAACCUACCAUACCCUAAUACAUACAUUUACAAACACUGGCUUGGCUACGUAACUAUGAGAAUUUAGGAAGAUUAUACGCAGUCCCUGAUAUUUGGUGCAAUGUUUAUGUGUUUCUUCAUUGUGACAGCGAGCAAGAGAAAGACAAAGAGAGAGAAAGCGUGGGUAAGCGAGGGGAGAAUCUUUGAAUGUCAGCUCGGAGGAAAGGGACAGGUUGUGGCACACCUGUCACUCACUAAUAUUCAUGAUGAUUAUUAUAUCAUGUUAUCAUGAUGAUUAAUGUAAUAAUAUUGAUUAUUAUUAUGCAGUACUGUACGUUUUAUUUGAUUCUAUUGUCUAUAUUUUUUCCGACUUUUGGAGAAAGUAGCGCUAAUGUGGCAACAGCACUUUGGGAAGGUGAAGGGGUCUUUUGGGGUGAGGGUGGGGGGAUGUCACUGGGCUAUGAAAGGGAUGAAUGUCACAGAUUAUAGAGUGAGUGCCAGCAAGGAAUGAGGAGGGGUGGAGGAAGAGUGAAAGAAAGAAAAGUCCGAAAAAAGAAAGAAUGUACAGAUAUGAAACGCUCUCCUCAAAGAAAGCUUCUCAAAGGCUGACAGAGGCGGAAUGGCAUUUCGUCGAGAGCUGCCUCUCUACAUCAAGGAAUUAGAAAGGAUUUCCGAACUGAAUUUGGUGGUUUCAAAUGUAGAAAAUGUGUGAGUAGGCCACGGUAGGUGUGUGGAGCAGUGUUGAGGAGACUCAGUGAUGUCGAGAACUCGAGAACAGGUUAGAAGCUCAGGCAAGCCACAGAUUGUUGAAGGGGUGUCAUUUACAUGAUGUAUGUUUGUUGUAAUGUGUUUGUAUGUGUGCGUGUUUGCUCUACGGUGUGCAUGAAUGCGGGGCUGUGUGUGUGCACAGACUCACACACGCUGUCUCACAAACACGGAAAUUCAACAUAUGGACGGAUUCGCUCACUUAAAUAUGUGCAGUAGGCUUAUGAACGAGCAAGAACUUUGAUCCAUAUUUAUAAUCACUUUUCUUGCACUACACACCUACGAUAGAAAGCAAGAAUUCAUCUUAAAGACACGAGUAGCACACAUGCUAGCGAGGUUUAAGCUCUGUGGCGUGUUUGGGUGGCGUGUGUGCGUGUGUGCGCACGCGUCGGUGUACGAGUGUUUGUAUAUUUGUAUAGGAAAACGUGUAUAUAUACUCAUGAUGAUAUUAUUACAAUGCUCAAUGUCCAGUGUUUCGACUUGGAGUUUCUACUUAAGAGAAUCUUGCAAUUUGCACAUCAGGAGGGAAGGCACCAGGUGACAUGACUUGAGGGCGUCGGGUCACAUCGAGCCCUCCCGUCUCUACAUCCCAGACACUUGAAUGGACGCCAGGCGUCCCUCCUCACCAGUACCUAGGAUGUAGGGACCAGGGAUCGGAUGUUGGAACGGGGCCUUUGAAUGCACACAGCAAGCUGAAAUCCCGUUUUAUGUAGCAGUUACCUCAACAAGUGUGCUCCGCUGAUUGCCCCCCCUCUCUCCCGCCCCCCCACCCCCACAUCCCCUCGCUCCAAAAAGCUCUGACACUCCCCAACCCUCGACUUGUCAUUUAAAUCCCCCCACGCCAUAGCUCACCUGUUUUAACUCGCUUCAAGCUGUGUAAUUGGCCAUGGUUAGCAGGGAGGGCAGCGUAAGGUCGGGUGUUGCCACAGCAGCCAGGGGCGUGGCCUCCAGCACGCACACCUGUUGAGCUCUCUGAUUGGCCACAAUUAUUAGGUGUAUGUAGGUUGGGGGAAAUGUGUCAGGAGUUGUAAGGUUUAAGAUGUCUCUAAGCAUGUUAUUUUAACACAUAUUGACAUACAUUAGAAUACAGGAUAGGAGAUAAUAUGUUAGGGACGACAGGGGGAUAUGAGGUCACCAUGGUGACGGCUGGAGUGUGAUCAAAUGGAUGGAUGGAUGGAUAGACGGAUGUGUGUUGGUGGUGGGUGAGCGAGUACACCCGUUAAAAGAUUUGAAAAUGCUUUAUUUUUUAUAAUAAAACAGGGUUUUUCAGAUCAACACCA
Messenger RNA from Hypomesus transpacificus, 6806 nucleotides. Its product is annotated as ataxin-1-like. Gene Ontology annotation, cellular component: nucleus. Gene Ontology annotation, molecular function: protein binding; RNA binding. NCBI's taxonomy places the organism in Eukaryota, Metazoa, Chordata, Actinopteri, Osmeriformes, Osmeridae. Gene Ontology annotation, biological process: negative regulation of transcription by RNA polymerase II; nervous system development. The record is from RefSeq and is a predicted model, not a curated record.